UACAGUUUUUCACAUUCUUGUUCUUCUGUGGUUCGGUUAAUCAGACAACUGAGCAAGUAAAGUGUGGUAGUGACAGAAGACAUCAGUGGGAGUGAUAUGACUCAUAUUAUUAUGCGCAAAGUUGUGCAACCGGCAAUGGUGGGGGCGCGAGAAGCAUAUAAGAGAGUGUGCCUGUCGGAUCUGUUGAUUCCUGCGACGUGUAGCUGCGGUGAGGUGGGCGCGACAGGAUAUAAGUGCCUGCAAGUACCUCUGACAGGAUUCCAUAUGACAACUCGUUCCCCAGAACCUUCCAGCUCUGGGAGGUCUGAAGGCGGACGAGACAGUGAAAUGGAAAUGGUGUCACAACCAGAGCACGGUGGUGAAUGCUGCGUGUGGUUGGUGAAGACAGCGAAGUGUGUCGGAGCAGUGCGGCACCUGAGGUUCCUCCACCCCCUGUGACUGCUGCUUCACAAAAUGACGAUUGGUUGUUUGUCAAUUUUCGUUUCUGGGGCGAAGAUGAAUACACGAGGCACGGCACGUACUCCUGGCGUGAGAGCAUCGACAACUUGUCCGACGGGAUUUUGACAGAUAUCUUCCCGGACAUGGCAUUCGGUGAGGGGCAACCGGAAAUUGCUGACGGCACACUGCACGACACUUACUCCGGGUGUGUGAAAAUCGACGACUUGCCCGACGAGGUUUUAAUAAAGAUCUUCUCGUACGUGUCGUUCAGUGUGCUGGUAGAUGCGGUACCGAAAGUGUGCCUGCGUUGGAGAAGGCUGUCACAAGAUUUGGAGUUGUGGGCUGACAAGGAAUACGAAAUCAGGCACUACUGCGGUUGCGACACUGACACCUGUAAGGGCGGCAUGACCGACGAAGGGGCGAUACAGACUUUCUGCGAUGCCCCGAACCUCGUCAAAGUACGCAUGGUGCGUCCCGUCAGGUCCCGUGUCUUCCGUGCGCUCUACAGCAGCUGCCACAGACUGUCAGAGCUGCACAUGCAUACCAACCAGCAGCUCAGCUAUUCGGUUCUGAAGAACUUGUUCGAGAAGUGCUCCAGGAUACACACGCUGACACUAUCCGAUCGAGUACUGCAGUCCGAGGAAUGUUCGGAGGCAGUGUCACGUCUAGAGCACCUCCGAGUACUGUCUCUGGCUGUAAGCUACGCGGGGAGCGCUCCCGUGCUGGGACCUUUGGGCGACGGGUGCCCGAGGCUAGCCGAGGUUGACUUCGGAAUCGCGACUCCCUAUAUGGAUGACCUGAGGCACUUCUUCAAUGGCAAGAGGAACACUCUCAAGUCUGUACGGAUAAAGUGGACGAUGGCUGGAAGAAGAUGUGUCCUGCCACUGCUGACAGUCUGUGCCAACUGCUUGGAACGGCUGCAACUUUACGAUUUUGACAUAGUCCGCGACGAGGCGAGAGAGGCAUUUACUGCACUGGGAAGCCUGAAGAACUUGCGGGAACUCAAGAUGCAGAUCAAUGAGCCUCUACCACCUGGCGUAGGUCAUCUGGCAUUUAAGACUGGUCUACCAAAAUUGAGGCUGCUGGAUCUAGAAUUUGCAUUCGGCAUGGACGACAACACAGUAAUUGCCAUCAGCCGUGGGUGCCCUGUUUUAAGGGAACUCAAUCUCAGAGGAGCUGAUCGACUGUCUGAUGCAGCCUUCUCUCAGGUCUACCACCUUAAACAUCUUGAAAUACUGAACGUGUCAGCUUGCAAAGGUCUCGGCGGAGCCCUGAUCCCCUGCCUCGCCAGACUACCACAACUUCACACGUUGAUCAUGGAAGAAUUAGAGUUUCCAGUGCUGCAGCCAGGACUGAACAGUAUCCUCGAACUAUCCGGUGUGCGCAGCCUGACACUCGACAGUUCCCUUGUUACUGGAGUGCCAUUUGAUAGGUUUCCGGGAAAGCUUGUCAGCCUCCGGGUGUUGAGUGUCCAGUGGUGCAGAGGCGACCCUACGGCCACAGACGGGCUGGUCGAGCAGAUGCCCGGACUCGAACUCCACGGCUACAUCGAAGUGGAGGAACCGGAUGCAGACGAGGAGUUUCACGAGAGCGAUGCGGAAGGUGCAGAGGAAGAAAAUGGAGAGAAUGCGGAGCUCGACGAUGCGGAAGGUGCAGAGGAAGAAAAUGGAGAGAAUGCGGAGCUCGACGAUGCGGACUGAAGUGUGGGAUGACAGUUCGGGGAGUGGUGAGGAGUGAUGGUGGUAGUAACAGUGAUACUGAGAGUGAUAAUAUUUUUCGAAGUGAUAGCAGUAUAGCUAUUAUCUUCCUAGGGGACGUACAAAAGUGACGUGUCCACCUCCGUAGCAGAGUGGUCGGCGUCACCGAAUGCUGUGCUAGGGGUCCAGUUGUGAUUCCCGGUUGCUUUGGAAAUUUUCUACGCUCGGGGACUGGGUGUCGUGCCACCUUCGCCGUCGUCAACACGCGAGUCGCCAAGGUGGCGUAAAAUAAAAAGAUCUGCACACGACAGACGAAAUAGAUGAAAGGACACUCUCUGCCAGAAUAUUCUGUACGCACAAUUCAUUUCGUAAAAGUGAUUUGAUGUUUAUAGGGAAUAAUGAUUCACAAUAUUGGUUGCAUCUAAGCUGUAACUGUGUAACUGGGCCAAAAUUUUAUACUUCACAGAAGUAGUUAUUGGCCCUUGCAUUAGGGAGGUCUACCAAGUGCUUUCUAAUGCUGUGAAACCAAAGAUAUUUAUUUAUUUUUGUAACAUUGUUUAUUUGUUGGAUUUUCUGUAAUACCAUGUUAACAGGGGCAGAAAGUAUUUUGAAGUAAGGUAAUUGCAGAUCAUUUUGAAAAUGUUUUGGUGGAACCAAACCACAUAUAAUAAUAUUAUUUGAAUUCCUGUUGUGAAGACAAUGGAUCUGCAAUGCCCAUUUGUAAAUUCUGAUGAGCUAGCAAUUCUUCACCCUUUUGCUGCUGUGGGUGUGUAUAAAAGUCGUACUGUGCUGUUCCCGAGGUGUUGUGGACGUGCAUGCGUGCACCACUAGGAUUUUUUCUACAGUGCUACAGACAUCUGAAUGUGUCUUGAGCCACUGACCUCUCACUGCUGCAGACCAGUUAUAAAAUAGUUUCGAGUAUUUAUCAUACAACAUAAUAUAUAUGCCUUAUUGUGUGCUAUUGUGUGCAAAAUCUUGAAUCAUUUAUGAGAUAUGAUGAUUCUUAUGACCACAUGAUAUGCAACGACAUGAACGAGUACAUUGUGCGUGACCGUCCUCUAGAUAUAACUCGAGAAUGCAAUGAGAUAGUUUUCUGUUGUCAGUUUUAAAUAAAUUUCACUCAGUGCAAUGUAUGAGGUAAAAUCAAACACACUAAGUUUAUGCAAUGCAUUUCUAGCUCUGCAAAAUCUAAAAAUUUUGCUCAAUGUUUUGCUUAAAAGCCUGCAAGUCCCCACAGAUGGAACUGGGUGCAUUGUGCUGGACUCUCCAUCACAUAUAAAACCCAAUAACUCGUGGAUGAAAUGAGAUACCUUUCUGCCCUCAAAUUUCAAUAUCUUAUCUACAUUUUGUGUUCUGCGUACAGUUGAUUGUAACUCGUAUAUCACAAACUUUACACAAUGAAUUUUUACUUCUGCAAACUCUUUAAAAUUUUGUGCGAUGUUUUACUUAAUUAGAUGCGGUGCAGUAAGUAUGAUGGAUAGAGAAAAUAAAUUAAGUUGUUUUUUGAGUGAAGGUAUCAGACUGUACGAUAUGCAAAAAUCAAUAGUUUUGACCUAAUAGUUUGCAAAACAUUGCACAGUAAGUAUUUUAAUGUUGGUCCCUUAGCAAAGGCACAAGUAUUUGGCAAGCAAUGCAGCUGUAACAAAAGCUACCUCAGCAGGGAAUACAAAGAGUACGACUGUAGCAACAGAAGGGUUAGGUAGCAGUGACUGAAUUAGUGUGUACGUUCAAUGGGGAGCAACUGUCAACGCUUUGUGUUAUUUGCUGUCAAGAAAUACUGCCUUACUAAAGGAUUUCAUUGUCAGCAUCGUGUUUUGUCGUAUGAUUUUUAUGGUCUCCCAAUUUCUUUUAUUUUAUAUGCAGAGCACCAGUGCUAAACAAGAAAAUUCUAGUGAAAUGUGGAUGCAGAUGUCACACUACUGUUGUACACAUGAAAUGGAUGAGAAAAUUCUACCAUUGGUGGUGCUCUAACUGAAUGGAAUAUGUAUUUGUAAGGAAAAACACAUCUGGGUAGUUGCAGAUGCAGUAUUAGUAUUAACCCUUAACUCGUGAGCUGCAUGCUUUCAGACCACCUGAAAAUUUUUGAACGAGCCCUCAGCGGUCAGUUCUGGUGGACUGUGUCUACAGGGUGUUUUGAUGAGUCACUCACUAUUUUAAACAUUUAUUAUUUCUUUAUUUAUGAACCAAUUUUCUUAUAACUACUUUGUUACAGUACUGAAUGUCAAUUUUGCAGACGUUCAUUUAUACCUAUGGAGUGAAAUUUUCUGUGCAGGUUUAAACCCUGAAAUUUACUUUCACUUGAAAAUGUGCCCGAUAGAGAGAUAAUGUAAUUUUUCAGGACAUCAAAUUCAGUGCUGUAACAGUUUGUGUACCGUUUUAAAAAAUGCACAGAGGUAUGUGAUUUUGUAUGAUAAAAAGUAAAAUACUGUAGGCAUUCUUUAGUACAAUGCAAUCGACAAGAAGUAUUUGAACAAAACACAAAUAAUUGUAAAACGAAUUGUUAUAUGACUUAAAUUUAAAUUUUCAAAUGAUUUGCACCUUAAAUCAUAGGUUAAACUAUGGCGUCCCAAAGAACCCACCUUGUAGUAUACGUUACAGAAAAGUCACCUCGUGAGUUAGGGAUUAAUUUUAACAAUCACUGUAACAGCAGCUGCUGACAAACAAACAUUGAAAAUUUGAUUUUUUUUUUCUGGACAUGUUAGCACACUUCAAUUCAGUCAGAGUUAUAAUGUUUCAUUAAUUGUAUUUGGAAAAUGCUUUUUAGAAGUGUGUGUACUAUUCUGCUGUAGAACACAUCACAAUGCAUGCCCGACUUGUGCACUCUCUUCUCAGUUGUGGUCAGUACUUCAAAAUUUGAUGUGUUUGGUUAUGAGUAAAUCACAUUAAGAUUGUAAACUGAAGCUGGUGCUAGACACCACACUGAAUUUUCCUGGAUAUCCAAACUCUUACAGCAGUUGCUUGUAACUUUUGUGUAUUUUGCUCAGUGAACAUGUAAUUAUUACUUCUCUGAUAGUAUGGCACCAUCUUUAUUGUCACAGUUCUGUCAGUUUAAAAGAAAAGGAAAACAGUAGCCACAGUAGUGCGUGCAAUGUAUUUUGUAUCCUCUGCUUAGUUUUUCUAGAAUUGAGGUUAUUUGUAUUCAGUUAGCUGGUGUUGCCCUAGCAUUCACUGUCACGCCAAAAUACUGUCAGUCCAGCAAAAGAUAAAGUUGUCAUUAAAAAAACAAAAUUUAGUCAUUAGCUGUAAAAUGUCUUACUUUCUUGACAGUAAUAUGUGAUUAUCAAGAACAAGACAGUAAAAAUACUUUUUAAAAAACCACUUGGUCUAGAUACAACCUGGUGACAGUAUGUGCAGUGUGUACUGAUGUUUGUACAUUUUAUUUAUUUAUUUACUUAUUUAUAGCAAAUUACUUGUUAUUUAUUGUCUACUGCACAUGUCUUAAACUGUUUACAACAGUUAUGCAGGUUCCUGUUCCUUCUCUCUGUUGUUUGUAACUUGUGAUGUUCACCUCGGUGUUAUAACUGAAGCUUUAUAUUGGCUGUGAUUGUUGUAAUAUUAAUGUGUUUAGCCUUUUUUCCAUAAAUGUUGCUCAUCAGGUAGCCUGCUUUUAUUGGAUCCUUAAGUGGAAUGAUAUUGAAAAGCCUGUCCAAAUGCAAGCCAGAAGGUUGCAAAUUUACCACAGUUAACGCUCCAGUCUAGUCCACAAACUAACCUCUGGUGCUGUGUCCUCUUCCAUCUCCUAUCAGCACAGCACCAAAAAACAAAAAAAUCAGAAAUAGCACUUGUUACAUUUUUGUCAGUCCCAACAGAAGUCCUGUCGUCUCAAUAUAAUGCUUUCCCAUCAUUAACAAUUCUGCGUUACAAUGUUUCCUGGAUUUUAAGUUUUGUUUUCACGUUAUUGUGACCUUUAACUUCGAUUUUCGUACAAAUUUCUGAAGAAGGAAAAGUCAGCCUUGGAACGAAGAAGAAAAAACAGAGUAUAUGCAGAGUUACUGAUCACGUAAUUUAGUGUCAGUGUGAUAAGAGAUUUUCUCUGUAGGCGUGUUUGGUCGUGGGCCACCUGUAUUAUAUGUCUGCAGUGUUUGGGAGGGUGGGAAAGUAUGUCGAGUCACUGUAUUGAUGAUAAUCACUAUCUGAUGAUAGUGACUUUAGUAGCAAACUUCCUUCCGCUCAUUGUGUUGUAUUACAGCAGCAAUAAUUUAAGGUCACAAUCAUUGAUACACAUAAAUGCCACGUUUGAAGACAGCUGUCUCUAUAAUGGGCUUUCGUGAAUCGUUGUUACUUCUACAUCUACUUCAACAAAAGCCCGUAUUGAGCUAAUGAGCGUCUCUC
Molecule: messenger RNA, 6467 nt
Organism: Schistocerca cancellata (South American locust)
Lineage: Eukaryota; Metazoa; Arthropoda; Insecta; Orthoptera; Acrididae
Product: F-box/LRR-repeat protein 17-like
Exons: 9
Coding region: 363-2138 (591 amino acids)
Molecular function (GO): protein binding
Source: RefSeq, a predicted model, not a curated record